Molecule: messenger RNA, 618 nt
Organism: Cladophialophora carrionii CBS 160.54
Lineage: Eukaryota; Fungi; Ascomycota; Eurotiomycetes; Chaetothyriales; Herpotrichiellaceae
Exons: 1
Coding region: 1-618 (205 amino acids)
Biological process (GO): dephosphorylation; thiamine diphosphate metabolic process
Molecular function (GO): magnesium ion binding; thiamine triphosphate phosphatase activity
Source: RefSeq, a predicted model, not a curated record
AUGGUCCGCUUCCCUUGCACAGCUCGGUUGGAGGUGGAAAGGAAAUUUACCGCUCUCAAAUGCUCUCCGCUACGAAUCGAUGGCGGCCACCCCCCUUUCUCGAGCCUGAAGGAUCUCGGCCUCCAGAGAUUUCGCGACAUCUACUAUGACUCGGACGCACGACUGUCGAAAGCAGGGACAUAUGUACGGCAACGCAACGGGCUGUGGCAGAUGAAGGUCAAAAGGGGCGGGACAUUUGUCAACUCCCGAUCUCAAGAGCUGUCGGAUCCGGACAUCAUCUCCAGCCACGUCAAGUCGCUCACGGGACGGGACAGCGCUGUGGGUGACGUCUUCGGACUCACGCGCUGGGCCGACUUCACCACCAUUCGCCAAACGUGGGAAGCAGACCACGAGUUCAAGAUUGUGCUGGACCAGACCGACUUUGGGCACUCGGUGGGCGAAGUGGAGCUCGAAACCGAGAUGUUCAUCCGGGACCAGGACCAGGCACGACACGUGACGCUGGCCAUGGACGACCGAAUCGACUGUUUCUUCCGCCGGUACGCAUGGGCAUUUCUGGUCGAUCGGCCGGUCGGGAAGCUGACAGCUUACUUCGAACACCAUGCUCCAGAGCGGGCUUGA